Molecule: messenger RNA, 1722 nt
Organism: Drosophila willistoni
Lineage: Eukaryota; Metazoa; Arthropoda; Insecta; Diptera; Drosophilidae
Exons: 3
Coding region: 1-1722 (573 amino acids)
Biological process (GO): negative regulation of protein sumoylation
Molecular function (GO): calcium ion binding
Source: RefSeq, a predicted model, not a curated record
AUGGAUCAGCCAUCAGAUGGAGUGACCUGGCUAGCAAAUUCAAUCCGCAUCGACAUCAGCAUCUAUAAAGUUUUCCUGAUCGCCUUUGCCGUGAUCGCAGCUGUGGCUGCUGAUGUCAGUCAUCUGCCAUCGAAUGAGUACUUGCCCCCCGUGGUGCAGGAGUCGCAGAUUGUCGUUUCUCCCAGCAAUGAGUACUUACCCCCAGUAGAUACUCAGCCAGCCCAUGAGCUUGCCGAUGAUGGUUACCGUUACAAGACCCACAAGCGUGUGGUGCUCCGUCGUCACCGUCGUGAUGUGAGCCACUUGCCUUCCAACGAAUACCUACCCCCUGUUCAAGCUGCUCCAUCCAACGAGUACUUGCCCCCAGUCCAGGUAGCUGCUCCAGCUCCUAUCCAACUUGCCGAUGAUGGUUACCGUUACAAGACCCACAAGCGCGUGGUGAUCCGUCGCCACCGUCGUGAUGUGAGCCACUUGCCUUCCAACGAGUACCUGCCCCCUGUUCAGGAAACUGUUGAGGUUGCUGCUCCUUCCAACGAAUACUUGGCUCCAGUUGAAGCUCCAGUUGAGUCCGCUGUCUUGGCUGAUGAUGGUUACCGUUACAAGACCCACAAGCGUGUGGUGCUCCGUCGCCACCGUCGUGAUGUGAGCCACUUGCCAUCCAACGAGUACCUGCCCCCUGUUCAGGAAACUGUUGAGGUUGCUGCUCCUUCCAACGAAUACUUGGCUCCAGUUGAAGCUCCAGUUGAGUCCGCUGUCUUGGCUGAUGAUGGUUACCGUUACAAGACCCACAAGCGUGUGGUGCUCCGUCGCCACCGUCGUGAUGUGAGCCACUUGCCAUCCAACGAGUACCUGCCCCCUGUUCAGGAAACUGUUGAGGUUGCUGCUCCUUCCAACGAAUACUUGGCUCCAGUUGAAGCUCCAGUUGAGUCCGCUGUCUUGGCUGAUGAUGGUUACCGUUACAAGACCCACAAGCGUGUGGUGCUCCGUCGCCACCGUCGUGAUGUGAGCCACUUGCCAUCCAACGAGUACCUGCCCCCUGUUCAGGAAACUGUUGAGGUUGCUGCUCCUUCCAACGAAUACUUGGCUCCAGUUGAAGCUCCAGUUGAGUCCGCUGUCUUGGCUGAUGAUGGUUACCGUUACAAGACCCACAAGCGUGUGGUGCUCCGUCGCCACCGUCGUGAUGUGAGCCACUUGCCGUCCAACGAGUACCUGCCCCCUGUUCAGGAAACUGUUGAGGUUGCUGCUCCUUCCAACGAAUACUUGGCUCCAGUUGAAGCUCCAGUUGAGUCCGCUGUCUUGGCUGAUGAUGGUUACCGUUACAAGACCCACAAGCGUGUGGUGCUCCGUCGCCACCGUCGUGAUGUGAGCCACUUGCCAUCCAACGAGUACCUGCCCCCUGUUCAGGAAACUGUUGAGGUUGCUGCUCCUUCCAACGAAUACUUGGCUCCAGUUGAAGCUCCAGUUGAGUCCGCUGUCUUGGCUGAUGAUGGUUACCGUUACAAGACCCACAAGCGUGUGGUGCUCCGUCGGCACCGUCGUGAUGUGAGCCACUUGCCAUCUAACGACUACCUGCCCCCUGUUCAGGAAGCUGUUGAGAUUGCUGCUCCUUCCAACGAGUAUUUGGCUCCAGUUGAUAAUGGCAUUACCAACGAGUCCGCUGUCUUGGCUGAUGAUGGUUACCGUUACAAGACCCAAAAGCGUCGUGUGUUCCGUCGUCAUUAA